Molecule: messenger RNA, 558 nt
Organism: Pocillopora verrucosa
Lineage: Eukaryota; Metazoa; Cnidaria; Anthozoa; Scleractinia; Pocilloporidae
Source: RefSeq, a predicted model, not a curated record
AAGAUUUUAGCGAGUGCCAUCGGUAGAAUUUUUCUGUGUUGUGCCCUGAUGUCUUACAUGUCUUCCUUGAGUCACGCUUCACCUCUGCGAGAAACGAAAGAAAUAAUGGAUAACCCUGAGCUGACCGCCAUCAGGAAAGAACGACUGAUGCAGAGAACGCAAGAUGCUCACACAAAGGUCUCCAAGGAUAUUGCCGAGCGUCUGAAAAAGUUUAAGGACGAAACAGGAAAGGUGCAUAGUGGAUCAGAAAGCGAGGACCCUGCAAAAGACUCUGGGAUAUACAAGCAUCUACGAAGAAGGCUUUCCUCGUUGGAGUCAAGUCUCACCAGGCUGGAAAACAGAGUGGACCGAUCUAAAGUCCGAUGUCACGAAAGAAACACCAACUGGGAUGCGAGGUCCAAUGCCCCCAUAAUGUAUCUCGACAGGCAAAAUGUUAAGUGCCCCUCUGACUAUUUCUUGGCCAGUUUUCACCUGAUAAGAUGGGCAUACUAUAAAGAUGCGAAGGUUCGAUACAACUACCGCUGUUGUAAAUUCGUUCUGUAAAUUAGAGAACGUUGU